Dipodomys ordii (Ord's kangaroo rat) is the source of this 479-nucleotide messenger RNA. Its product is annotated as transcription cofactor HES-6. The transcript has 4 exons. The record is from RefSeq and is a predicted model, not a curated record. Gene Ontology annotation, molecular function: RNA polymerase II cis-regulatory region sequence-specific DNA binding; protein dimerization activity; DNA-binding transcription factor activity, RNA polymerase II-specific. Gene Ontology annotation, biological process: regulation of transcription by RNA polymerase II; regulation of neurogenesis; anterior/posterior pattern specification. Gene Ontology annotation, cellular component: nucleus. Lineage: Eukaryota; Metazoa; Chordata; Mammalia; Rodentia; Heteromyidae. The annotation marks the transcript as partial.
GGGACGCCGGCCCUCGCAGUCCCCGCCGCGCUCCUGGCCGCUCGGACCAUGGCUCCGUCUCAGGCGCCUGGCCGGGACCGUGCGGGCCGCGAAGAGGAGGAAGGCUGGGAGGCGCUGGGAGGCCGCAAGGCCCGGAAGCCAUUGGUGGAGAAGAAGCGGCGCGCACGGAUCAACGAGAGCCUGCAGGAGCUGCGGCUGCUGCUGGCGGGCACCGAGGUGCAGGCCAAGCUGGAGAACGCCGAGGUGCUGGAGCUGACGGUGCGGCGCGUGCAGGGCGCGCUGCGGGGCCGGGCGCGUGAGCGGGAGCAGCUGCAGGCGGAGGCCAGCGAGCGCUUCGCGGCCGGCUACAUCCGGUGCAUGCACGAGGUGCACACGUUCGUGUCCACGUGCCAGGCCAUCGACGCCACGGUCUCGGCUGAGCUCUUGAACCACCUGCUGGAGUCCAUGCCCCUGCGCGACGGAAGCGGCUUCCGGGAGCU